AUGGCGACCAAACCUCUGUCUCCCGCGGAGGCGGAGCUUGUCAGCUCCCUGACGGAGGACGACAUUCCCACGAAAUUGCGAUGCGCCAUUUGCAGCAAACUGGCCGUGAAUGCGUACAAGCUCCCAUGCUGUGAACAGCUGAUCGACGAGACCUGCCAUGACACUCUGCCGUCGACUUGUCCUGUCUGCGAGCACACGCCGCUUUCCGCAGCGGACUGCAACCCGAAUAAGGUGAUGCGGUCGACGAUUCGUGUCUUUAUCAAGACCGAGCUCAGGAAGCGGGAAACGAGCCGCGCCAAGCAAUCGAAAGACACGCCACCGGCGACGGCCGUGCCUGUGGAGGCCAAGGAAAGCACACAGUCUUCUGGGACGGUGGGGGUGGCUGCAGUCUUGGCUGGGGAGUCUCAGGAGGUGGAGGCAUCCUCAAAUAUAGUUGAUAACGCCGUUCAAGCGGAAAACUCUCAGAUGCAGGAGGUGGUCGUUGCGGAGCCAACAGAGGAUGCCUCGAUUAAGCACGACAACGCCAGCAGUUCUGGGGCAGCUGACAAGAUUGCAACAGAAAUUAUGGAAGGGAUUGCAGAUGUCGAACCUGCCGUUUCCCAGGUCGAUGGAGUGGUUGGAGCCGACUCCAACACCGACCCAGCAGCAGCCACCAGCAGCCAAGAGGUGGCUGAAACGGCCGAGGCGACCGAGCUGUCCGUGCCGCAGGGCGAAAAAAGUGCCACAACCAGCAGCAACGCGAAUGGCGGUGGAGGCUUUGAUGGAAGCACGACAGCCGAAAACUUUGCUGGCAUGAAUGCGAACUUCACUGGGGACUUUAGCCAGAUGCAGAUGAUGAUGGCCAUGCAAAACGGGAUGAUGCCAGCCGGCUUCGGCUUUCCUAUGAUGGGCAUGCCUGGCAUGGGCAUGGAUCCCGCAAUGCAGGGCAUGUACAUGAAUGGCGGAUUCGGGGCGCAAGGCAUGGGCAUAAACGGCAUGAACGGCAUGAACGGCUUGAACAACAUGAACAUGAUGGAUGGCGGGUUUGGCGGCUCAGGGUCCAAUAACUGGAACGGGCAACAGUCAUGGCAAAUGGCCCAAGAUAAUUUCAAUCAUCAAAAUGCUGCUGGUAUGGGCACCGGUGAUUUUGGGUCGUAUAACACAAGUUUCCAAGCAGGAUACAAUCAACCAGGUAACUUCCAACAGAACCAGUUCAAUCAGUUCCGUGGGUUCGGACGCGGACGCGGCCGUGGUCGGGGGUUCUACAACGGAUAUGGCCGUGGCGGCUUCGUCAACAACAUGGGCUAUGGACCGAACGCGAACUUUCCGGUCCAGGGCCAAGGGUUUGGACCUCAGCAGUCGAUGUAUGGCGACGGUAGCGGCAACGCGGUGAACGGCGAAGAAGCCGGCAACAACAUGACGGGCGAAGACGACAGCGCGAUGCCAGCGAGCAACGAUGGCCACGACAGCAGCAACGGCAACCAUGAUGCAGCCGGUAACAAUGCUGAUCCGGUGGAACGCAGCACAAGUCAGGCGCCUUCUCAACCAGCCGCCGAAGGUUCGGAGUCGGAGGCGGUGGAUUUGCGUGCACGAAUCCCCGUGUUCGAGUCUGGUGAUCGUAGUCGUCUACAAAACGGCGACCGCUCUGACGGAGGACCGGGUUCUGGGCCACAGGCCUUCCCGUUCAGCCCGAUGCAGAUACGAACGCACGUUGAAGGCAGUAACGGGCCGGCAGCAGCAGCCAGCGUCCCUGACAUUCCUUUGAAUGCACCGUCAGGCCCUCGCGCGAUGCGUCAAGGGCUUCCUAACACUAGUACUCUUCACCUGCGCGCACGUGGGUAUAAUAUUGACGACGGCAGCCGGACGGUCAACGCGGUCACAGGCGGCUCGGGCAAUAACAGCCCAGCGGUUGAGCAAAAGAGCCAGAGAGAGUCCCGCAGUAAUUCGGUCAGCUCGAAGCGGCGGGACUACGGCCGUUAUAGAGAGCGCAGUCGGGAUGCGAGCAAGAGCGGUGGUGGAAGCCACAGCCGAGACUAUGGCCAAGACCGGGACAGAGACCGGGAGGCAGAAGCAGACGUUGGUCAAGGCGAAGAUGGCAGCCACAAAGAGCGGCCAGCGGUGGAUGAAGUUAGCGAGGAAAAGCCGGGCGCGGAUGGGGAACGAGGCCGCGGCCGUUCUGAAUCUCGCAGCAGCCGCAGCCGAAGCCGCAGCCGAGACGGCCAGACAGACGAUGCCAAGCACAAGCGGAACUACUCUGAAGUUUCAGCAGCAGAUGUGCAGCAAGAAGCGGCACCGCAGCGACGUGGCCGUCAGCGAGGCAGAAGACGGCGUGGACGCAGAGGAGGCGACAAGAAGGCAGAUGAGCCACCAGCACCUGCACGACUAGACGACGGACACGGGCGCACAGGACGAUCGCGGUCGGCGUCGCCGCCACGGGACGAUCUCAGACGGCCUGGCAGUCGUGGACACCGAAGCCGCAGGGAUCGCGAGAAGGAGAGAGAGCGGGAAAGAGAGCGGGAUGAUUACCGGCGACGAUCGCACAGGGACGACGAACACGAUCGGGAGCGGGAGCGAGAUAGGGACCGAGAACGCGACCGUGAGCAUCGGGACCGCGAUUGGGAUCGGGAUCGGGAGCGAGACCGAGACCGCGACCGCGACCGGGAUGAUGAUCGAAGCCGUAACAAGGAGAGAGCUCGCGAUCGGGAUCGAGAGCGGGAUCGAGAGCGAGAGCGGGAACGGGAACGGGAACGAGACCGUGGGCGUGAUCGUGACCGGGAACGGGACCGGGAGCGUGACCGGAACCGAGAUCGAGACAGAGACCGCAGUCACGGACGCGACCGUGAUCGAGAGAGAGCGAGAGAUGGAAACGGGCAAGGAGCAGGACCUGGAAGCAGCUCGCAGGCGGCUCCCAAUGGUCCUAAAGGGGCUGCAGGGCCAUCUGGGGCGGCGGCUGGAAAGGGCAGCCUGGACCCGUAUGCGGCCGAGCGUGAGCGGCGGAUGCGCGAGCGGAUGGUGGCAGAAAAGCAGAAGAUUGCCGGGAUAUCAACCCUCGCAGGAUCGAAGCGCGGUCGCGACGACUUUGAAGAGGGUGGUGGCCAAAACGGCAGUGGAGGCGGCGGUGGAGGUGGCGGUGGAGGUGGCGGUGGAGGAGGAGGAGGUGGAGGUCGACGAAGCCGGCGCAGAGGCCGUAGAGGCGAAGCAAUUGCUACGGAAGACGCCGGACAAAGGCUUCGACGCAGCGAGGCUGAGCGAGACGGUGGUCAGAGAUAG
Grosmannia clavigera kw1407 is the source of this 3249-nucleotide messenger RNA. RefSeq lists its product as uncharacterized. Gene Ontology annotation, biological process: mRNA processing; ubiquitin-dependent protein catabolic process; protein ubiquitination. Gene Ontology annotation, cellular component: nucleus. Gene Ontology annotation, molecular function: ubiquitin protein ligase activity. Bases 1 to 3249 code for a protein of 1082 amino acids. The record is from RefSeq and is a predicted model, not a curated record. Lineage: Eukaryota; Fungi; Ascomycota; Sordariomycetes; Ophiostomatales; Ophiostomataceae. The transcript has 5 exons.